This is a messenger RNA of Dracunculus medinensis (Guinea worm), 321 nucleotides long. The record is from the annotation of a GenBank genome assembly. NCBI's taxonomy places the organism in Eukaryota, Metazoa, Nematoda, Chromadorea, Rhabditida, Dracunculidae.
AUGCGAUCCUCAGUCUCAUUGCGUCGUGUCGGAUGGACUGGUUAUGGCGUUUCGGGAUGGUUGUGGAGUACUGGAAUUAGUUUAGUCGCUGGGGGUCGGGUCUUUAAAUGGUGUUUGUGGUACGUUGAAUUGGUCGGUUGUGUGCAGCGUGAUGAGCACUUUGUUGGCUGGUUUGGGAUGGUCUCUAAUUUGUACAUAUCGAUUGUCGUUCCUUCUAUUCAUCUAUGCGGAAAUGUCAGUAGAAAGCUUCGGUGUACAGUUGCUGUCUUUCUCAGAUGGUAUGAUUUUUUUGUUUUUGAUUUGUUUUCAUGUAAUUUGUGA